Messenger RNA from Amphibalanus amphitrite, 1251 nucleotides. RefSeq names its product proteasome subunit alpha type-3-like. The record is from RefSeq and is a predicted model, not a curated record. The transcript has 6 exons. The coding region runs from base 268 to 1029 and encodes 253 amino acids. Gene Ontology annotation, cellular component: nucleus; proteasome core complex; synapse. Gene Ontology annotation, biological process: ubiquitin-dependent protein catabolic process. Lineage: Eukaryota; Metazoa; Arthropoda; Thecostraca; Balanomorpha; Balanidae.
CAGAUUUUCGAACGGUGUUCCAUUGGUCUCUUCAUAGCUUACUCAUCUGGAAAUGGAACUAUCGAACAUUAUUUUGUCAAUUUUGUUGAUUCAUGCACUUCGUGGUUGCCGGUGUUUCCUGCGUAUACGGCGAACUCGCAGUUCAUUUUUUGCAUUAAAUAUUUUAUUUCUUUCCAGGUAGUAGGUGAAAGUAACCAAACCUGCUGUAUUCCACCUUCAUUGAUACACUGGUCGCUUUCAUUGCCAUUGUAUUCCUUGCUCUUCAUCAUGAGCUCCAUUGGCACAGGGUAUGAUCUCUCAGCAUCACAAUUCUCACCAGAUGGCAGAGUGUUCCAAGUAGAAUAUGCCCAGAAAGCUGUGGAAAACAGUGGCACUGUUAUAGGUCUGCGUGGCAAGGAUGGUGUUGUGUUUGCAGUUGAGAAGAUCAUCACAUCCAAACUGUUUGAGCAGUCAACCAACAAACGCAUCUUCACAGUGGAUCGCCACGUGGGAUUGGCGGUGGCCGGGCUGAUUGCCGACGCGCGCGCUCUCGCUGAGACGGCGCGCACUGAGGCGUCCAACUACCGGGCCGACUACAGCGCGCCGAUCCCGGUCCGCCACCUGGCCGACCGGCUCGGCAUGUACCUGCAUGCCUACACUCUGUACUCGUUCGUGCGCCCGUUCGGAUGCAGCGUUAUGAUGGCCGCCUACGGCGAGGACGGGCCCGAACUCUUCAUGGCGGACCCCUCGGGCGUGCAUUUCGGCUACUACGGCUGCUCCAUCGGCAAGGCGCGCCAGUCGGCCAAGACCGAAAUCGAAAAGCUCAAAACCUCAGAGCUGACCUGCGCCGAAUUGAUCAAGGAAGCUGCCAAAAUUAUCUACGUCAUUCACGACGAGGUCAAGGACAAGGAGUUCGAGCUGGAGCUGAGCUGGGUGGGCGAGCACACUGGCGGUCGCCACCAGCUCGUGCCCAAGGACGUGCACGAGGCCGCCGAGCGGUACGCCAAGGCAGCGCUGGAGGAGGACUCGGACUCGGACGAGGCCAUGUGAUCUCCCCACGGCCUCUCCCCGAGCGGUGCGUGUUUCUGACACGGUCGGUGCGUGUUUCUGAUGCGGUCGGCGGGUGCCUCGGAAGCCGGCUGUCCGCUGAGGCCGACCGGGACAAGAUAAACGGUCCGGCCGCACUGCUGCCGACAGGGGCGGCACACUGUCUCUUGUGUUUUGUCGCUGCUACUCUCGUAUUGCCGGUUCGAUAAUAUAAUUAAAAGAGAU